Messenger RNA from Oncorhynchus tshawytscha (Chinook salmon), 4753 nucleotides. It is a transcript of the gene plagx, whose product is annotated as pleiomorphic adenoma gene X. Gene Ontology annotation, cellular component: nucleus. NCBI's taxonomy places the organism in Eukaryota, Metazoa, Chordata, Actinopteri, Salmoniformes, Salmonidae. Gene Ontology annotation, biological process: regulation of transcription by RNA polymerase II. The transcript has 2 exons. The record is from RefSeq and is a predicted model, not a curated record. Gene Ontology annotation, molecular function: DNA-binding transcription factor activity, RNA polymerase II-specific; sequence-specific DNA binding. The coding region runs from base 638 to 1918 and encodes 426 amino acids.
UGACGUCACACUCCCAUAAUGCACGCGCUCUGAAACUCCAGCGCUGCACUGGAAAACCCAGGCCCUGAAAAUAAUAAAAUAGUUUUACAAAAUAUCUCAGAGAAAAGGAACAAGAACCGAUUCCCGAAAGUUUUAAAGGGCUGUAAUCAUGAAGAACUGCCACUCACAUUCAACCCCUUCUCUGGCUGGUGUGGCUGGAUGAGACCGGGAGAAGAACCACACAACUUACCCAAGAAUUACCCUCUGGAGAGACACACACACACACACACAUACAACUCACAUAAGCUCAAGUAGGUUCAUACACAUCCAGUCCGAGCUUUAACGGCUGAGUGUUUGACUCCUCUCCUUUCAUCGCCCAGGCCCUAUUGGGUUGCUAUGGCAGCUGCUGCUGCAGAACCACCCCAUCUGAUAGAGGCUUGUACUGGAAAGGGAGACAGGCGGACAGACCGUCGCCUGGAGAGAGUACGAAACACUCCACUAACAGCAUUCAGCAGCACUCAACACCCCACUCUCCAUUAAGGGUGGAGCCAAGGUUGUCAAGUUUGAAGGUCCUCUCUUAAAAUACCCCAUGAGUCUGCUCAGGCUUAUGCUCCGUUGCCCUCUGCAGAAGACCCAGCGCUGUUCCCUCUGCUAGAAGAUGUUCCAACAGAAGGAGCAACUGAAAAGCCACCUGCAGGCCCAUGACGCCAACAGGCAGGUGUUCCAAUGCCAGGAGUGUGGCAAACAGUACAGCACUCAGCUGGGUUACCGGCGCCACCUUCUGGCCACUCACACCCCCACCUCCCUCUCUGGUGAGCUCCAUUUCCAGGAGGGAGAGCCCACCCUGCUGGAGCAGCUAGGGAGCCACACCGACAGGCCUCAGCCACUGGGGGGUGCCACCGACGCAAUCAGGGAGAGGAAGUAUUCGUGCGAGCGUUGCGACCGACGCUUCUACACCCGCAAGGAUGUGCGGCGCCACGCUGUGGUGCACACGGGCCGCCGGGACUUCCUGUGCCCGCGCUGUGCCCAGCGCUUUGGCCGCAGGGACCAUCUGACACGCCACCUGAAAAAGAGCCAUGUCCAGGAGGCCACACCCACCACCCCCACAGCCACACCUGCCCCCACCACACCUGGCCCCGUAAAGGAGGAGCAGAGUCCUGUGUCAUGUGGCAUGGGGCCCACCUCAAAGGAUCCCAUAGAGACCUUCCCCAUGGACAUGUACAGCAGCUACCCCCUGCAGACCAUGUCCAAUCCAGGCAUGGGCCACCAUCACCAUUCCCUCAUGCAGGUUUCCCUGUCCACGGCCAUGGGGGUGGGCCGCCACAUGCCGGACCCAGCUCCCCAUCCCCACCACCACCUUCCCCAGCCCCAGCAGCAACAGCAGCCUUAUGGCCACAUGCCCAGGUACCAGCAUGGAUCUACCUCAUACCCCCACCCUGACACGGAGAGCUUUCUCAUGGACCUGCAGAGUGGGCUGCCUCCACACCUGACUGCAGCCUCCUCCUCUACCUCCUCCUCUCCUCAGAGGGAGGUGCUCUCAGAAGCCCAGGGUGGGCCAGGGGCCGGGGACCCCCACAUUCUGUCCAGGAGCCCCGCUCUCUCCUCGGCCGAGUUGUCAUGCGCUGCUAACAUGGACCUGGGUCCUCUCCUGGGCUUCCUGCCGUUCGGCUUGCCUCCCUACAGUGCUCAUAUGAGUAUGGGAGGUCUGGUGAUUGGCUACCCCUCUAGCUCCACCUCCACUGAGCCGCCCUCCUCCUCCAGUCCCCUGCCUUCUCAGGCCCCAGGAGGCCUUACCUUCCUGCAGCCUCCACAACCGCACGCACCCCAGGGUCCCGGAACCCACAACCACAACAACAACCAGCUACCUCAGGGGUUCAGCAACCCUGGAAUGAGCACUUCCACCUCCCUACCUCGCUACUACCAGGCCUUUCAACAGUGAGCAGCCUGAUACCAUUCUAACACCAGGCCAAGGGGACACUUCAAAUAGUCACGAAUAAAGCCUCCAAUAGAAUAUGAGUGUUUAGAACAGGGAUGGGCAAGUGGAAUUUUGUUGUCCCCUUUCUUAACAGCGGAGAGGGAGGGGGGGGGGUUACAGUUAACAUGUUUAGCAAUGGGGCAGAGUGAAGAUUUAGAAAUUUUAUAACAAAUUUCAUUCAUUUCUACAAAUGUGUGCAUUGAUGCAUUGGUGCAUUGAUCCACAGGUCAGUUGCCCAUCCCUGGUCUAAAAUGACCAGAAUACACAAGUGAUACAUACACUAUAUAUACAAAAGUAUGUGGACACCCUUCAAAUCAGUGUAUUGGGCUAUUUGCGCCACACCUGUUGCAGACAGGUGUAUAGAAUCGAGCACACAGCCAUACAAUCUCCAUAGACGAACAUUGGCAAUAGAAUGGCCUUACUGAAGAGCUCUUACUUUCAACGUGGCACCGUCAUUGGAUUCCACCUUUUCAACAAGUCAAUUUGUCAAAUUUCUGCCCUGCUAGAGCUGCCUCAGUCAACUGUUCCAGAUAGCAGGUGUCCACAUACUUUUCAUCGUGUGGUGUAUAUGCUUUCAAUGUGCUUGCAUUUAAAAAAAUAUAUUUAAAAAAUACAUACAUUUUCAGUCUUUAAAAACGAUGCUCAUUAAGCUUUCGGUGGCAAUAAUUUCCAUUAUGACGUUGAACACAAUGAACCACCUCAUCAGUAUUACCUCAUCCGAUUAAAAUAAACUUGAGCAGAAGGAGAAUAGUCUUUUAGCAACCCAAAUGUUGUUUUACUGGAACCUGUUAGAAAUAGGCCAAGUGGUUGCACUUUGGAAAGAUCGCGUCAGGUCUAUACAAUGUGGACAUAAGUGCUACAUGACACCUGCCACUCAUCUUGAUUAUUUUUUUUCAACAAUGUGAUUUACUUUGAUGACAAUUGUUAUGCUAGAUAUAUAACAUCAGUUUGCAUAACAUUGUACUUUUGUGUCAUCAUGUAAUGCUUAUUUAUACAAAAACUAGACACGUUUAAUUUUUAAGUUACUUUAAAGAAGUUUCCUCUACCCAGUACCCCAUUCCACUUAUUUGGUCUGUUCCAGACAGUUUUAGCACACUGGUUCAAGUAAUCAAGGGCUUGAUUAUUAUAAUAAACUGGGUGGUUUGAGCCCUAAAUGCUGAUUGGCUGAAAGCCGUGGUAUAUCAGACCGUAUUCCACGGGUAUGACACAUUUAUUUACUGUUCUAAUUACAUCGGUAACCAGUUUAUAAUAGCAUUAAGGCACCUCAGGGGUUUGUGGUAAAUGGCCGUUAUACCAUAGCUAAUGGCUGUAUCUAAGCACUCCUUAUUGAGUCGUGUAUAAGAUCAGCCUUGAACCGUGGUAUAUUGGCCAUAUACCACACCUCCCCGGGCCUUAUUGUUUAAGUUGACGUUUUAAAUCAGCUGUGCGUGUUCUGGUAUAGACCAAAUAAGUGGAAUUGCAGGGGGUACUCGAGAGGUUUGGCAAACACCUCUUUAGAGAGUUUUACUGAAAUGGGUUUCGUAUUACUGCAUAUCAUUGACUGUAUCCUGUAUUCAGUGAAAUGUCGCACCGAUGUCUUAAAAAAUGCUACUGUUGUGCCUCUUGGAUGCCUACUCUCGACUGUGUUAAAGCACUUAUGACAUUAUGAAAGGAAAGAAUUGAUGUCUUAAAAAAUGUUUUGUUCCUUUUACCUCAACAACAUGUUCUCCUAGAUGAACAGCUAAACAGAAUUAUGUCCUGUGGGGUUAGGGUAGGUCUAUAUCUUUCCAAUUUACUUUGGCUCUGAGUUGUGCCAUUAGAUCUAAAGUGAAAAUGUAGGUUUUAUGAAUCUAGUUGCUUUUUUUUGUUGUUGAUACAACAUACAGUGAUAUUAAUUGACCCAUAUUCUUUCUACCUCUAUACUAUUAUAGUAUAUGUUAUUUUUUUUCUGCCAUAUUCUGUCACCGGUGUAAUCUAAAAAUAUAACAAGAAGUGUAACAAGCAGUACGGAAAAUGUUGUAUAACAUCUCCUUGAACAUUGUCUCUUUUACCAGUUCUCAUGUAUUAUAUCCUAUCCUGAUAUGUAGAUCUCUAUUCCACACCCAUGUUUAUUUUAUACUUGUUUGCCGCAUUCCAGACUGACUACAUUGCAGAUGCCUGCCAGAUCUCACAACACCUGGAUAGGUGUUUUAAGAUAUCUGCCAACCACAUCAUAUGAUAUAGCAAUCUGAUGCCCGGCUGUACAGUCGAUGACGUAACAUGCCACCAUUGGUUGAUGCAAUGCACCUGUCUGCAAUGUAGUCGGCCCGGAACGUGACCGUUGACUACCUCAGAAAAGAGCAACUUGUUACUCUUCAUAUUAUUGUGUAGAGUUUAUUUUUUGUCAGUUCAACGAACGCACACUUUAGUUCUAGAUUUGUUUUGAGGUUAGCUUAGCAUAUUGACGGAAGGAUGUUAGCACAAUAAUUAAGUUCCCAUUAUAUUAUGUUAAAUGGUGAUUUUGUUGUAUUGAAUUGCGGUGUUGCCUGCAGUAAAAUGAGCUACUAUUUAGGCAAACAUCCCCGUUAGCUUUUAGGACUACCCUCUUGCUGUUAGUACCAUCACCCUGUAGAAGAAGUUACAAAAUAAGAAUUGCUCUUAUCAUAUUAUCUUUGAAGCAUUUUCUUAUUGUCAGAAUGUGAACAUUAAAGUAAACAAAUAGAUUGAUAUUUCACUAUCGAACACAUUUCCUCUAUAGGUGUAAUGUCAUUUGUUUUGGCAUGAAUUUGCUUCCAUACAUUUCCACACGAAAAGGUACAAACAUUAAAGAACAUUUAUGUA